UAUGAAUCUUUACCGUUGGAGGGGAGUUUGAAAUGCAGUGUAUUUUCACUCUUCUGACCUUGUUUUUGCUAAUUGUUAGAAUUACCAGUGAUUGUGUGGAUAUUUUGUCGGGAUGUAGGAAAGCUUGUUUGAGUAAUGGCGAGUGCAGUGUGUCAACAGGGUACCUAUGCCAGGAACAAGUGUGUCAAGGGAAGUGCCACCUUAAAGCUGACGUGAGUGGUAGAAACGCUACCCUAACAUGGAGGGAUUUCAAACCACCAGAUUAUCAAUUCGAAUACAGUGUAACUUUCUCAACAUCUAGGGCAUCAGAAUUCAUAACAUGGACAAAACUAGAAGUUGGCUCACUUCCUGUUUGCUACCUCUAUGAUCUAAAGCCAGGGACCAUAUACUAUGCUGCUGUUGGGAUUUGGAAAGACAAAAAUUUCUUGGAGUAUGAAGAAACAAGCGAGAUUAUAUCAUUCAAGACACUAGACGCUGAAUUCUGUACGCUUGGAAUGAAGAAACUCCAUGUCGGUGAUAUCCUAACCAAUGGCUGUGAAGACAGGUGUGUGUGUCAGAGUACAGGAGAGCUGAAUUGUGAGCCGUUGUGCGAUCAAUAUCGAAACCAGUCCGUUAAUAGUACCCACCACGGUUGUCAUCAGGAGACCACUGAAGAUGGCUGCUGUACCUAUAUCAAAUGCUCAUCAAUGCCAAUAGCUGGCUCAAACCAAACACCCAUUAUUCCAAAUACAGCAGAUCUGGUCAGCAUUCAAAUUUUACAGAAGUCCAGUGAUUGGGUGAGACUGAAUGCCAGUUACAGGUCCCAGCCUGCCGUCAGCCUUGUCUUGUUGUGUAUAAAACAGGCCAACAAAGAGAACAGCACCUUGGAGAUCGACACCGAGGGGUACAGUCAGAGACUCUAUCUCAUAGACAGACUCCAGCCUGGUGUAGAGUAUGCGCUGUGGAUGUGGCUUGUACUUGUCAAGAACCACACUGUGUCCUCACCUAAAGUGUACUUCAACACCACGGCCAGAAAAUCAGUCUGUACCAACUGUACACAACAUACAAGUAUGAAUGUAAAUACGUUCCAAUCCUCCAGCUCACACUCGGGUCUGUAUGUUGGUCUGACUGUUGGAAUUUUAUCAGUUAUUGGUAUCGCCUUCAGCAUGCAAAUCUUCCUUCUUUUAAGAAAGAGAAAACUCCGAAGCAAAAAGAAGACAUUAUUCUUUGUGAAGGGAACAUUUGGAGUUGAAAGACUCAUGAAAGAUGAAGAAUUGCACAUGUAACUUGCGCAAAAACCUCAAUUAUUUAUGCAAGUGUAAUAUUCAAUAUUUAGCAAAAUGCAAGUAUAUGUUAAGGCAGGACAUUUAUGCAUGUAUGUAAUUUGUGUCAUCUGUGAAAUCUAUCAGAUUAACAAAGUAAGAAAUCUACUUAAAACAUUCAUACUACUUCAAGCAUUUACGCGAGGAAGUUGCAUAUCCAUACAUUGUGCAGUGGGACGCAUUAUGUGCACUUGGGUAUGACAUUGUCAUAUUGCUCUUAUAAAUAAUCAUGAAUGUAGGAAUUUUAAAAAAUUUCAGAUGAAAGAUUAUGUUCUGAUAUGAAUUUCAAAUGGACAACUCAAUUUAAACUACAUGUACUAGGAAUCCAUUAUGAUGUAGAUUUAAAUAAAAUUUUGAAAUUGAACUUAUGACAAAAAACUUGUGAAGAUUAAGUGGAGUAAACGAAAGUUGACUUCAAUACUUAUCAUUUCCAUUAGUGGAACUCUUCAAAUUAAAGGCGCGUAAAGUCGUGCUACCGGGACAACAUGUAUGUAAACACAUUACUUAGGCAUACGUAAUAUAAAUUAUGGUAUCGAAUACAUGCAUUGUUAGCUAACCUUCCUGUGUUAAUUUUCCCGUGAGGAUCCGGUUUAGGUCCUCAGUACCCUUGCUUGUCGUAGAAGGCGACCAAAUGGGGUGGACCUUUGGAUGAGACCACAAAAACCGAGGUUCCGUGUCACAGCAGGUGUGGCACGAUAAAGAUGCCUCCCUGCUCAAAGGCCAUAAGCGCCGAGCAUUUAUAAGCCGAAAUAUUGCAGCCCUUCACCGGCAGUGGUGACGUCUCCAUAUGAGUGAAAUAUUAUCGAGAGGGACGGUAAACAAUAUUCAAUCAGUCCUGUGUUAAUUGUGUGGAAUAUAUGAUAUAUUCUUGAUAAAUAUAGAAAAGAAUAAACAAGUAGAAAUAACAUGUUCAACUUUUGAUAAUACAAUUCAAACUAUGUCAAUUACAUUUAUACCCCCCCCCCCCCCCCCUGAAAUGCACCACAUUUAAUUUGUUUUAUUUAUGUUGAAAUGAAGUUUAAAUUUUAUAUUUAAAACAACAAUAAGAUAUGUACUCUACGGGUUAUUUAGAAAUAGUAUACCGAUACCAAAACAAGAUCAUAUCCCGGCCAGCUAACCAACCUUGUCACCCCCUCCUCUGAUUAAAAAAGCCAGGGAAAAUAAGAAAAAUAAAGUAAAUAUAAAAAAGGUUAAUAUUUUUUUAAAAAUGUUAUCGAGUAUUCAACACCACUAACAUAAAUAAAUCUUUAUCAUAUAAUUAGGACAUGUUCAUAUGGCAUGGACUUUGUAAUCAUACAAGUACACCCCCCCCCCCCCCCCCCCUCAAUUCCCAUAUUUUAGAACAAGUUAUAUAUAUUCCAAACUGCUAAUGGGUUUCCAAACUGCAUCGAAGCUAUUUUGAAAAUUACAAAAUAUUGAUGGACUUAGGACAGAGAGCAUCGUUCUUUGGAAUUUUUGAAAAUAGGUGUGGUGGAGUUUUAAAAAACAUGUAACAUCUUUAAUAAAAUAGUGUUAGAAUAUUUCAAAAAUGCAGUUUGAUCAAUGGUUAUUUUAUUUAAAAAUACAACAUGUAUUUUAACUCUUAAAAGGGGGGGGGGGUGCUAUGAACGUUUCGUUUAUGUCCCAGUAAUCUCGCACUUGCUCGCGAGACUUGUGCAUUUUCUUACCAAUGACGCACAAGAGUCAUCAAAGCGCGAUAACUCUAACGAGCUGGUAAUGAAAAGUAUUGGGAAAAUAACUCAAGUGAAAUCACUCCUAAUCUCACAACUAAAUAAUUUAUUUAUUGCCUUACCAAACCUAAAGAGUGCUUUCAUAAAAGAACUUAAUACUAUUUUAUUUGAAUUUGUCUGGAAUUCAAAAUCUGAUCAAAUUAAAAGAAAGGUGGCCACAAAACUAUGCAUAUGGGGGACUAAAAAUGGUUGAUCUAGAUUGUUAUAUCAAUGAACUAAAGUUGACUUGGAUAAGGAGAUUGGUUAUGGAGGACAACUCAAAAUGGAAAAGUCUUUUUAAAAAUAAUGUAAACUUGGACAAAUUAAUAAAUACAGGUUCAGACUAUAUCUUACAGAUAGUUGAAAAUGUAAAAAAUUACUUUUGGAAAGAUGUCAUGGUGGCUUUUAAGGAAAUUUAAGAAAAAGUUGUCAUUAAAUCCUGGGAGGACUAUAUGAGCCAACCUUUAUGGAAUAAUCAUAAGUUCAAGAUAGAAAGUCGGUCCAUCUUCUAUAAAACAUGCCAUGAUAAAGGAAUAAAAAAUGUGCAUGAUCUACUUGACAAAAAAGGAAAAAUUCUAAAAUAUUUAAAGACAGAUUUAGCCUACAAAUGAAUUUUUAAAAACAUAUUUGGAUAUAGCACAAGUAGUAGCCACAGAUAUGAAAAAGUAUAACUUUACAAAUAAAGUAUCUGUGCAAAAACCCCUUAUCCCCUUGAAUAUCAAACUAUUCGUUUUAACAAAGAAAGGGUCAAAACAUAUUGUAUGAUACUCUCAAUAAAUCAGAUGCUAUACCCACAGGAAAAAAGAAUUGGAGUAGAUAUUUCAUUACCUCUGAUAACCAAUGGAAGACAAUCUUUUACCUGCCAUUCUUGACAACAUUGGAUUCCAAAUUAUCAUAGUUUCAAUGCAGAGUUAACCACAACAUUUUAACUACUAAUAGCUACAUGUACAAAUUAGGUAGAGUAGAUUCUAAACUAUGUACCUUUUGUGAGAGGGAAGAAGAAACAAUUUAUCAUUUACUUUGGGAUUGUCCAAAAGUACAACAAUUAUUAUCAGAAUUUAUCAGAUAUUGCAAUUCAAAGGAGAUUGAAAUAAAAUUUGAUGUCAAAACUUUUAUAUUUAGUGAUACAAAACAGAGACAUUUCAGGUCAAACAAUGCAUUACUUAUAAAAUAACCAAAAAAUACAUAUACAUGUAUAGGAAUAGAUGCCAAAAAAAUCAGCUAACAGUUUUAAAAAGCCCUUCUAAAUGAUUGGAAACAAUAUUGUAUUAAAUCAACCAGUAUAUAGUUAUAAGGAAAGAAAUUAAUUAGAUACAUUUACAACGGACUAGGAAAAAUGGUCCCCAUUAGUCAACUGACUCCCUCCUCUCUCCCUCUUUCUCACAAAAAGAAAAUAAACAUUAUGAUAUAACUAUAUAUAUGUAUGCUUAUAUAUAUAUUCAUAUUCUCUUGUAUCUGCUUCAUUGCAAAUGUAUGUCAAUACUUUUGAUUUCCAUUAGUGGAACUCUUCAAAUUAAAGGCGCGUAAAGUCGUGCUACCGGGACAACGUAAACAUUAGGCACACGUAAUACGGCAUUGAAUACAAAUUAUAAAGAACUGCAAACCACAACACUGAUCAGAAUUAUAAAGUUGAAAUAAAUAAAAUUAUGUUAACAAGAAAAAAGACAAACUUGUUAAACUAUGUGAGGGAGCACAGGUACUGAAUUUGCUAAAUAUGACAGAUAUAAAAGCAUCAACUGCAAGAGCAAGAAGAACUGUAAAGGAAAAAACCAAUGCACAUCCAACAUAACGAAAUUUUCUUGCAAAUAAUGGGAUCCAUAUGCUUUUAAAUUUAUUCUCUCAGACUAUGAAGAUAUUUUAUCAUACAAUUAGCGCAGGUUCACAUGGCAUUGACUUUGUAAGUAUACAUGCACCCCCUCCUUUUCCAAUAUUUUAAAAUAAAUUAUCCAUCUGUCAAACUGCAUUUUAAAAAAAUUGUGACAUUUAUAACACUAAUGAACACAACUGUUUUGUUUCCGAACUUCAUCUAAGAUAUUUCAUAAAUUACAACUGUCGAUGGAAUUCGAAUAGAAAACAUCGAUUUUUGAAAUAGAUGCGAUACAUUAUGUAGCGUUCAAAAACACGUUAGUUUUAUAUAUUAGUGUUAGUUUUUUGUGUUUUUUUAAAAUGUAAAUUGACUAAUGGCUAUUUUACCAUUUGACACCACGUUUUUUAAAAUAUAUAUAUAUAUAUAUUUAAAAAGGGGGGGGGGGGCUAUCAACGUUUUAAUUAUGUCCCGGUAAUCUCGCACUUGCUCGCGAGACAUGUUCAUUGACGCGCAAGAGUCAUCAAAGCGCGAUAACUCUGACGGGCUGGUAAUAGGAAGUAUUGAG
Ostrea edulis (European flat oyster) is the source of this 5382-nucleotide messenger RNA. RefSeq lists its product as uncharacterized. Gene Ontology annotation, molecular function: protein binding. The transcript is spliced from 7 exons. Lineage: Eukaryota; Metazoa; Mollusca; Bivalvia; Ostreida; Ostreidae. The coding region runs from base 33 to 1265 and encodes 410 amino acids. The record is from RefSeq and is a predicted model, not a curated record.